AUGACGCCACGUGGCAAUUCAGGGCAGCAAUUGGUGGGAGGAAGCAGGGGGGAAAUCAAGGAGGAGUGGGGUCAAGAAGACAGAGAAGCAGGGCGUGUGAGGGAGGAUGGGGGCAUGGGGCAAAGGCGAGGAGUGGCUGGGGCCAAUGGGAUGGAGGAUGGGGAAGAGAGAGGGGACAGUGGGGUUGAUAAAGGGCAGGAGAAGGGCAAAGAGCAGGGAGGGAGAGAGGGGCAGGGAGAGGGGCCUAUACAUGGGGAGGGAGGAGGAGAUGGAGGGAAGGAUAGGGCAGCACUGGAGCAGGGAAAGGGGGAAAGUGACGGGGUGAUGGGGACGUUGGAAGCACAGAUGACGGCGUUGCAGCGGCAGCAGGCAGAGGUGCAAGCGUGGGAGGAGGAGGUGAUAAAGAGAAUAGCGGCAGUUGAGAAGCGGGAGUGGGAUGUUGCGAGGAAGGAGAAAGAGAUUGAUGCAAAGUGGAAGGAGAUGAAGGAGCGGAAGGAGGAGGAGGGGGUGAAGGAGUGGGAAAAGGAGGGGGAAGAGGAGGGGGAAGAGGAGGGGGAUGGAGUGGGAGAGUUAGUGAGAGUGAGUUCGAGAGGAGAGGAAAUGGCUGGUUUAGGGGGAGCUAGUAACGCAAAGGGCACGGAAGUGAUUAUAAAGGAUGUGACAGCAGACAAAUUGCAGACAAACAGCAGUGCUACUGUUGAAAUUAUGAAGGGCGUGACUUUAGUGAAAGCGGGGAAAGGAAGGUCAGGAGCAGGAGCAGCAGCAAGAGCAGGAGGAGGGGGGGGAGGGAUAGGGUCUGGUGGAGGUGGUGGUGGCAGGGGCAUGCGGCAUGACGUGAUGGAGGCACUUCAGAUGCUGAAGCUGGGUGUGAGAUCGUUGCAAGAGAACAUUGAGACGGUGCUGCACACUGAAAGCAGCCUCCACCCUCACGCCUUCAACGCGAGUGCAGCAUUCCUGCACCUCCCUCCCGGCUCCAUUGAAACUGCCACACCAGCAGCAGGAGCAGCAUCAUCAUCACCACCACCACCACUAACACCAGCAGCAGCAGCAGCAGCAGCAGCAGCAGCAGCAGCAGCAGCAGCAGCAGAUGAGCCAGCAGGAUCACAGGCAGCAGCUGCAGCCCCCAAGGCUUCAGAAUUUCCGAAGCAGUAUGUGCGGGAAGCAGUGGCAGGGCCGCUGGUGAUAGCGGGCAUGGUGUAUAACCGCGUGUUUGAUGGGGACUACACUCGCUUCUGGGCGCUGCAUGUGUGGCAGGUGAGUGUGGCACAUGAGUAUGGCACGUGGGGGGUGUGGCACGUGGGGGGUAUGGCACGUGGGGGGUGUGGCACAUGGUGGUUGGAGUACCAUCGAUACGCAGGAGUGACUCGGUUCUACUGGUACGAUGAGGCAAGGAGCACAGAAGAGGACCAGGGUGUGACGACGCUGUGCUGGGGCCCCUAUUUUGAUGCAGGGCUCGUGGUGGUGUACCACCGCGUGCACCACCUUCACAGGGCUCGUGGUGGUGUACCACCGCGUGCACCACCUUCACAGGGCUCGUGGUGGUGUACCACCGCGUGCACCACCUUCACAGGGCUCUUCUGUCCGUUCCAUUUCCUCUCUUCCCCCUCUAUUGUCACAGGACGUGGUGCUGCCCCCUAUAUUGAUGCCAGCCUGGUGGUAUACCACCGCGUGGGGGAGCUGUUGAGGCUCAAUCUCCCUCCCCCCUCCUCUCUCUCACAGGGCGUGGUGCUCUCCCCUUACAUUGACCCCGGCCUGGUGGUAUACCACCGCGACGUGGUGCUCGCCCCGUACAUUGAUGCCGGCCUGGUGGUAUGCCACCGCGUUCACACAUGUUGUCUUGUCCACCUCCUUCCCAUACCCUCCUCUACCCCCGCACCACCACCACCACCACCACCAUCACAGGACGUGGUGCUCGCCCCGUACAUUGAUGCCGGCCUGGUGGUAUACCACCGCGUGCGCGAGAUGCCAUUCGUGGGCGGAAAUUUCACGGAUUACCUGGAGAGAAUGUUCCGGUGCAAGCAGGGUGCUGCUUACAACCACUGGGUGCAGCACUAUGCAUCGGAGGUGCACUGGGGUUUUCACACCGAUAUCGACGAGUAUUUCUUUUCCCCGGCCGGCACGCCGCCCGGCUUUCUUCGUCACUACCUGCAGACACUGCCAAAAACAACAAUACAGGUCCUGAUUCAGAACGUCUUUUUCCUUGGGGAUCCGAUCGGUCCCGACACGGAUACCCUACUAGAGCGCUACACCCUCCGCAUGCCCAACUCCUCCCAGCGGCACCGCACUAAACCCAUUGCAUGGCUGCCCCUCGCCGUUCACCUUAUGGACGACUGUAUCAACCCCCACGAGUGGGCUGUCAUGGAGAAUGGCCCGCCGAAAUUGGUUGAUAUGGAAAAGAUGAGGCUGAAUCACUACUGGGGGGACCGCGCUGGGGUGAUUUCGGACACUACCCCGGUUUACACGAUGGAUGUUACGAUGAUGGAUGAGUAUGGGGAUGGGCUCGUCAAGGAUGAUUCGGCCAAGGCCAUGGGAGUGUGGCUGCAGCAGCGCAUGCAGGUGGCAUGGGCGGUCAUUUCAGCCCAGGCGGUUCACAAGGAGAGGAAGCGGCUCAGGAAACGUGUGGCUGAGGUGAAGACACGUGUCAGGCAGCUAGUGGCUCUCGUGCCCUGGUUGUUGAAGGGGAGAGGAGGCGAGGGAGUGAGGAGAGGACGAGGAGGAGAGGGAGGUGGAAGAGGAGGGGGGAUGAAGGGAGGAGAGGAAGGAGAGGGAGGGAAGGAGAGGGAGGAAGCAAGAAAGAUGGAGGGUGGGGUGAGCAUGGAGGUGGGUGGGUUGACAGAGGAUGAGGCGUUGGGAGAGGGUGGUGGUGAUGAUGAUGGUGGUGGUGGUGGUGACAUGAUGCUGGGAGGGAAUCUAAUGCUGGGCGGCUAA
Messenger RNA from Closterium sp. NIES-65, 2928 nucleotides. Lineage: Eukaryota; Viridiplantae; Streptophyta; Zygnematophyceae; Desmidiales; Closteriaceae. The record is from the annotation of a GenBank genome assembly.